Molecule: messenger RNA, 3848 nt
Organism: Tuber aestivum (summer truffle)
Lineage: Eukaryota; Fungi; Ascomycota; Pezizomycetes; Pezizales; Tuberaceae
Source: the annotation of a GenBank genome assembly
ACGUGCAAGACAUCCUGUGGCACUGUGCUUGUAUACUACCGACGCUCGAGUACCGUAAAUUUAUGAGAAGAGAUGCUGCCGAAAGUGGUUGAACAAGAAAAUUUCUCCCUCCGUUCUCGCCUCGAAUAGGCAUUUUUCCCGCUCGAGUAAACUUACUGGGAGGGUGCAUCGAGUCCAACUUUAAACCCCGAUGGAUACCGCACGGACAAGAGAGGAGUGCUGUUCACUCUCCCGAGUACGAAUCCAGUUGUUGGCAGCUGGCCGGAUCGCUGCUGCUCAGUCGGGAUUUAUUCAGCUACGGAGAGUGCCGGAUGCGGGUGCCGGUAUGUCAAGGUUCUAUCAUAGCUGAACAUACGUACCGUCCAGCGUGGAUCAUGGGCUAACCUUUGACGGGUCGUCUUCGUGCUUUCAUUGACGAUAGGAGGCUAGAUUAGUUAUGUUGCAUUACAUAGAAUAGCACUCCGAAGUAUGAAUUUCUUGCAAUAUGUCCCGUGCCGUGUGGUGGGGUGGGGUGAGGAGAAAAGAAAGGGAAAACCUUUUCUUCAUAUCAUUUAAAAAGCCUCCCCUUACGCUGGCCGGAAUAGGGAUGAACUCCAGACUUCUGAAUUAACACCCUGAAAUGGAGCUACUCAAGUUUUUACUUCAUAUCGUUCGGACCUUUGGCCUUCUGGGCCAUGAAAGCGGCGACCUCGACCAGGAGAUACUGGACGCCGGCGGCCUCCUACCCGACUUGCCUAGCAUUGGGGGGGCAAACGCGCUGGUUCCUUCCGCCAACUUUGAGUGUCCGAAUUAUAGUCCUGGAGGAAUCGAGGAGAACCUAACCUCUUGCAAUACCCCUAGCGAUCGGUCGUGCUGGUUCGAGCCAAAUGAGUGGUGGGCCCCAUCGGGUUACGGCAUCAAUACUGAUUACGAGUUUAGUUGGCCGGAUGGGACGCAUAGAGAGGUAUUUAUCAACUCUGCUCUAUUUCCCCCGGCCUGGUGAGCGGUGUCAAUUAACCAAGCAGGAUUUAGUACUGGCUUGAGGUCACUGACGGCACGACUUCUCCUGAUGGAUAUCUUAAAACCAAGGCGAAAUUAGUCAACGGGACGUAUCCGGGACCGCUUCUCGAGGCAUGUUGGGGUGAUCAACUUAGUAAGUUGGCCCAUGCUAUUAGGAGACAAGGUUUCCGGGCGGAAUUAUGAUACUAACUGGGAUUAAGCCAUCCAUGUUACCAAUAAGAUGACGGAUAACGGCACUACUAUUCAUUGGCAUGGGUUCCGGCAGUGGAACAGCAGUGAAGCUGAUGGUGUGAAUGCAAGUGAUACCCUGUGAACAAAUAUCUAUCCUCUGGUAUGAUACGAUUAGCUAACCGACAAUCGCAGGGUGUCACCCAAUGCCCAAUUGCCGUAAGUUUACCUGAAGUCCCUUCUGUAAGGUGCCGUAGUGCUUGAGGCUCACAAUUCUUACAGCCCGGGAGCACCUACACGUACAAAUUCCGUGCAACGGAGUAUGGACACACAUGGUAUCACAGGUAGGGUCGAUAUCGGAGUGGUUCGUUUGAAGGGUCAAAGUUUGUUCUAAUGCCCUUAGCCAUUACUCUCUUCAAUAUCCCGAUGGAGUCCUUGGUAGGCAAUUGCUUCACCCUGCUCUGAUAUCCUAUCCUGACAUCGGUCAAUCUAGGUCCAAUAAUCAUUCACGGUCCUCAAAGUGCAAACUACGAUGAAGAUGUCGGCACUGUUCUCAUCAGCGACUGGUCGCAUGAGACAGCCUUCAUUGACUUCUUCAAAGAGCUCACUGAUGGACCCCCGCCAAUGCAGAGCAAUCUUCUCCAAGGAAGAGGUAUGUGCACACCACGCUGAAACGUGCCUAGCAUGACAAACUGACUCCUCAUAGGCCGAUUCCCUUGUGUCCAGGGAGACCCCAGAUGUGUUGGGGCUCCUGCCAAUUACUACGAGCUCAAGUUUGAAAAAGGGAAGAAGUACUUAUUAAGGUUGAUCAAUACAUCCACCGCAUCGCAGUUCAAGUUCUCAAUUGACAACCAUAAUCUCACGGUUGUUUCUGCGGAUUUUGUGCCUAUACAACCCUAUCAGACCCAGUAUUUGAACAUCGGUAUUGGUGAGCAUCAUCUAUCUGUUAGCUACUAAUUCCGGUAAUGCCGGAUAAAUAACGACUUUCUUGCUUCGUAUCUUAGGCCAGAGAUAUAGCGUAAUUGUCGAAGCGAACCCCUCCGGCACAGAUGAAUCUGUAAACAUGGACUACUGGAUUCGAACAAGUAACCCUCCCCUCCUCCCCAUUUGUAUGCAUGGCUAAAAGCCCUCAAGUCCCUGCAGUGGGCUGUAACAGCAUCCAAUUCCCCGUAGUGCGAACCGGUAUCGUUCGGUACUUCACCAACUCCUCAUACGCCCUCCCUGUAUCUACCUUCUGGAAAACACAGGUUAAUCAAACGGCUGAGCUUGAUGACUGCGAUGACGAAGAUAUGAAAAACCUCGUACCGGUCGUGCCAAAAAGUUUGAAUCCCGGGGAUUACGCGAAUAACUAUACCUCCGAUACUUAUGAAGUUGGCAUGACCGAGCCGACAACCCAGAAUCCCAUGCCCCAUGGUAACUAUAGCCGAUGGGACAUUGCCAUGCUCCCUAUGUACGUUUUUUCUUGGCUGGCUCGUGGGGGUCGUUCGUUCCUUUUCUAAGAAUAGGAGCUGACGUGCGCGAUAUUACUCACCUAGGUGGUUGGAAUGGGGAAACCCAAUAAUCCUGAAUCUUGACAAGAACGUUAGCACUCUGAGUCCGGAGUUGGCGAUUGUUCCCGAGGAUUAUCAGAAUGCGGUAUGUUCACUGCACCUGUCCCCAAGAGUGUUUUUUUGUUUUUUUCCUUUAGAAAAGAGAUGAGUUGUUCAAACAACUGACCGAAAUCUUUGUGGAUAGUGGAUCGUCCUAGUUAUUGUCGGUGAGUUUGAAACACCUGUCAUUGGGCAACAUUAUAACCCCUUUGCGAUACUGACAUAUCUCAGGCAACUUAACGCUCCCGUCCGGACACAACGUUGGAAAGCAGUCAAUUCCUACCAGGCACCCUAUCCAUGUCAGUCUUAUCCCCAAACACCUCCACCUCUUCCCCCUAUUCACUAACAAACGUGUAACCUGCGAAUAGCUUCACGGCCAUGACUUCGUCCUCUUGGCCCAAAACGAUACGGAAUGGGACACCCCGACCUGGACCGCUGCCGACGCCUUCAACAACAUGAACUACAAUAACCCCCCUCGCCGUGACGUCGCCCUCCUGCCAAAGGAAGGGUACAUCGUUAUCGCUUUCAAAACCGAUAAUCCGGGCCCAUGGGUUAGUUCAAUAAUAUCUCCUCCCGUAUACCCCCUAAAGACAUGACUGAUGCUUUUCAUUAUUCGCCAGCUUAUCCAUUGCCACAUCGCUUGGCACGCUAGCAGUGGCCUCGCAAUGCAGAUUAUGGAAGACCAGGAGAACAUUGAAAGGACAAUUAAGGACAAGCAGGCUAUUCAGGAUACGUGCGAUGCGUGGAAUACAUGGAAUGCUACUAUGAACGUGGAACAAGAUGAUUCCGGGAUUUAGAGGAAACAGCUUAUUCUCUAUGCCUUGCGGUGUGGAGGAUUGCUUGAGUAGUGUGGUUUCGGAUGGCUGUUUUUUUUUUCCCCUCCAAAAAUGAAAAUGAAAUAAAAAUAGUGGAAGGGUGUAUGAUCUUCACCGGGCGCUCACUUUUUGAUUUCUGUAGCACUAUUGCAUGGAAUUUGUGUGAUAACUCUGGCUCGGAAAGGAGGCGGUUGUUCUCCUGAGCUAACAAUCACCAUCACCGAACAUCACUCAAAGCCUCUAGAUCUAGAUGCGCUCAAAAUUGAACUCGCUGGUA